Molecule: messenger RNA, 5544 nt
Organism: Fusarium venenatum
Lineage: Eukaryota; Fungi; Ascomycota; Sordariomycetes; Hypocreales; Nectriaceae
Source: RefSeq, a predicted model, not a curated record
AUGGAGAUGCCAUCUAUCCGUCACGAAAAGCAAUCUGAUCCAGCAGUUGAAUCGCCGGAAGGGCUCCUCACAGAUAAUGCCCUAGAUGAAGACACUCAUCUUCUCCAGAAGUCACCAGAUGAGACUGAAGGGCUGGACGACGAUUUGAUAAGCAUACAGACAGAAACAGACGUUCUUCUUCCCGUAGAUAUAGAUUCAAAAAUCCCUCUCCAGGAACACAAGCUCGGACUUGAUAUCAAUGCGAUCCGCGGUUGGUCCGGUUCCGAAUAUGACGACUAUGAUGUCAUUGCUGUCCAUGGCAUACGAGACGACUAUAAAACUGCCUGGAUAGACAAGAACGGUGGCUGGAUCUUGAAAGAUCACUUGUUUAAUGGCAUGUCGAUCAGGGAGAUUGAUUACUCGUACGAAAUUGACGAAAGCUCGGUCCUCUAUCAUCAAAAUGGCAUUGAUAUUCUUGCUGAAAGGCUCGUCGACAUGUACGCAAAGGAGCGUGAGAGUCUGGCUGAAACGGAAACCGACAGGCCCGUCAUCUGGGCGUGUCACGACAUUGGGGGCACUAUCGUCAAACAGGUAUUCAUCGGCACACCGCAUCAAUUUCAAUCACAAGAUGAUGCCGUAGAUCAAAUUUAUAAGCUUGUCAAUCUUCCGGGACCUGAUAUUAAGAAGCAGACUUUCAUGAAAGUAAAGCAUUUGGCAGACCAGAUUGCCCGGACUAAUACGAGAUUUGUGGCCACGAAGCUUCUCGACAGAGCUUGCAUCUUCAACAUAAUAUCUCAGAGCAUCUCCGACAGCUUGGCAGGCAAGGCUGAUGAUAACAAAUUUGAGGGCGCUGAUGGGUGCAACUAUGAGCAGGAUAGGACUUGGAGUAAGACAACAGUAACUCCUUUUCACCGGUAUACACACUUUAUUGGGCAUUCAUUCGAAGCCAGUGGAAGGCGGCGCAACAAUCAAAUCAACCAUCUUGAUCUCAUCCGCGACGAGGGGUGUUCACUGCUCAACUUAUUUUCUGACAUAUUCAAAAUGACUGGGUUUGUUCUCAAAAUCAGCUAUGGACUUAUUUCACUGCAGACGCGUCUAUUAGCUCUUGCGCCUCCAACCAGAGCGCUUGGAAUACCCUUCGACCCGGUAUUGCCAUAUCCUCCCAUGCUGAGAUGGUUACAUCAGCAACAACCAUAUAUAUCGUUUAAAAGGCAGAAGUCUGGUGCUAAUUACCUGCACAUUCAUAGUGGUGGAAAGUCUUUGGUUGACAGUGAAGAUCUUUCACGUCGUUUAUACGCCCACCUUGACGCAGACCUCGCGCAUGGGAACCCAACCAAAACUGUCGUUUACUUCGAAUUCAACCAACAUGACUCACGAUACCGGGAUCUCAAAUCUUUAUUGGUAUACCUAAUCAAUACGAUGGUGUGGCACUUUUGGCCCAUUAUUGAGACAUUGGUUUCUAAAGAGCUAAUGUUCUUGGUUGACACGAAGUCUUGGACUAUGGAGGACCUGUACCAUAUAUUCCUCAAAAUUCGACUUUCUCUGCUUUGGAGGCAGGACUUCACCUUUUUCAUCAGCUGUUUUGAUCAGUGUCCAGAGGAUCAAAGACGAUGGUUCAUGGAUCGUAUUCUCAAGGAACAAAGCUACUCGGAAGCGUCUUUUCGCAUCAUCAUAUCCACAUCGACUUGUGACAGCCUCGGAAUUGAUGAUAUAGCUCCAGAUAGGCAUUUGAAUCUGCUAGAAUGCCCCCGGUUCAAGGAACAACCACAAGACGCGCUGUCCUACGAGUCAAUGAAAGGCCUCAAUAACUUGGUGACCAGACGGCCAAUAUACAGCCGAUUCCUAUCCCGGAUCAAGAGUCUGCUCGAAGAAUGUAAUCAGGUGCCAAAGCUGGCUCCUUUAAUUCUUGGAUGGCUAGAAUCUAACCAUCGAGGUAAGAAUGGGGAUGAGAUUGCGGCCGUCAUCACAUCGUUAUCACCAGCGACUGCAGGCAACAUUGCACACAUCUUUUUGAGGCAUCUGCCACCUAUUCUCCAUCAAAAAGCCAAGACAGCCUUCACUUGGAUCCAGCAUGCUGCAGAGCCUUGGUCAGCAGAUGCCCUUGUAGAAGCACUCGCAUUGCAUGCUUCUCCAGACACAGAGCUUUGUCUUUAUGACCUCGACAAAGAGACUGAGAGGGAUGAGUUGAUCAAAGAGUUCAACGGGAUCAUCACUGUGGACAAUGGCGACGUCAAAUUCUGUCAUCCUUCGUUUUAUCAAGUGACAGAGCUCAUGGGAGGUCAGGGCCUCGAAGAAUUCGCUGCCAGAGUCAACAGCUCAAUGGCGACUGUUUGUUUGCGUUACUUUCAACUAGAAAACUCGCAGUCAUUUCUUGACGAACUUUGCUUGACGAAGCUCGCCGAUGUUCCUCCAGAGGCGCCGCUGGAGCCCUUCAUCAUUUACCACCAGCGCACGUCUAUGAGUGAAUACGCAGUUCGAUUCUGGGCCGACCACUACAAGGCUAGCGGGAGCUUCAAGCCAAAAGACCUAGUCCGUGACAUCUUUGGUGACAAACGUUACAGAGCUCGUUGGGAAAUUCCUUUUUGGCUUAUGUCGAACCCCUUCACAAGGAUCGGUCGACACUACAUUUCCAGGCUCCCAGUAUUCGCCAUGCUGGGCCUGGAAGACUUGAUUGAUGAUGAAAUCAUGGCCGAUUGUGAUAAGCGAUGGUUCAAUAAGGAUUGCUGGUUUGCAAUUGUGGAAGCCAUACGAUGGGGAAACACAAGAAUCGCUACGAGACUCCUUGGCCAUGCUGAAGUGGAUGAAGCAGAGCUACAGGUUGCUCUACUAUGGGCCGCGGCACGAAAUGAUCAAGGCAUCAUCCAAGACUUGCUUGCUAAGAUUCCCGACAUAAGAAGGUUUGAGUGGCCCGAAAGUCUCAUUUAUCGAUCUGCAGCAAUGGGGCAAGACCGGCUACUCUCUGCUAUGCUGACAUCUGGCUACGAUAUCAAUAAGGUUGGAAUAUACUGGGACGUUCCCCCUGCUAUGAUAGCAGCGUGGCGGAAUCAGCUUUCUACACUCGAAAUAUUAUUGAAAUCGGAGCAGAAACUGGAUCUUUCUUUCAUAGACAGUGAAGGCGACACUUUGUUGACGGUCACCACGAGAGGGGGAAAUCCAGACCUACUCGAAGUCGUCAUGAACGCUAUCACGGGAGAUGCUGGGAUCAAAGUCACCAAACAUACGAGAAACGAAUUGGUACAAGCUGCAUUAUGGUCUUGUUCACAGAGAGCUCUCGAUUUGCUCCUUAAAUCUGGAAUAGGAUACAGGGGGGAAGGGUUUCAGGACCCCGUUACUGUAACGGCAGCUGAUGACGGCUUCUUGGAGUGUUUAAGCGCCUUUCUUUCUCACGGAUUUGUCCCGGACGCAGAGGACUCUGCGGGGACUGCACUGUAUAAUGCUGUCUCAAAAGGCUACGUCGAUAUCGUGAGGCUUUUACUGAACCAUGAUCCUAAGCCAAAGAUGGAUAUAACGCCGCCAGGAAAGGACAGUAUCUUGGUCAACGCUAUCUGCGGCGGCAACGUUGAAAUCGCAUCGCUUCUCAUUGAGCACGGCGCCACAGUCGAUUACAUUGAUGAAAAUGACACUUUCAACAAAACACCUUUGUCUAGAGCCUGCGCCGUUGGAAACUUGGAAAUGGUUAAGCUUCUCCUAAAAAACAAGGCUGACAUCAACUAUACUGUCGACUUCUCUCGAUCACCUUUAUUUUCAGCUCUUUAUAGCUGGAAUUUCGAGGUGGCCAAGUAUCUUCUGGCAAACACCAAACCUGACGUUACGUGGAAAUCAUCUGGUGAUAUCGGGAUGCUUCAUAUGGCCUACACCGAUUCUGAGAUCCUUCGUGAGCUAUUGAGAAGGGGUGCUCCCAUCGAUGGUAUGAGCGCAGGGGGAACAGUUCUCAAUCUCGCGGCAUAUAUUGGAGCACUUGAGUCCAUCCAGAUUCUUCUUAGCAAUGACCCAAAGCCUGAAAUAGACGUCAAAGCACCUGAGGAUUCAGUCAUCGAGGAUAAUCAAGGCUGUACUCCACUUCACUCCGCAUGCAGGGCAUGCUCGUUUGGAUGUGUCAAAGCCCUGUUGGCGGCCGGCGCUAAUCCCCACGCUAUCAACAAAAUCGGUAUGGAUCUUGUUGAUAUUCUACUUCGAGCGCCCUCGGAAUCAGAAGAUUGUGAAAAAUGUUUGAGGUUGUUAUUCUCUGCACCUUAUAACUUACCCAAGGAACGGGUAGAUGAAGGGGGUCGUACCCGUCUCCACAGAAUCGAAAAGUCUACAUCUGUUGACUUUGUGCGACGCCUCACAAGUCUCGUUUCUGAAGUCGAUGUCAAGGACAAAGAAGGAUACACGCCUCUAGCCGUGGCUGCCAGUAAUGGAAACACAGAUGUUGCCAGGUAUCUGAUCGAAUUAGGUGCCAAGGUCAAUAUCUUCGGCUCGAAGUACGGCAGCAUUCUUCAUCUAGCUGUCAAUAAUGGCGCUACAGAUCUUGUCAAACUUUUGAUAAGUUCUGGGGCAGAUCCUGAGAUGGUGGACCCCCAAUAUGGCGAGUCCCUCAUGUACACAGCUCUUGGAAUCACUGCGUCAGGGAGCCGGAAUAGUAUGGUUAGAUUCCUAGCUGAUGAGGUCAAAGUUUCAAUCGGUAAGCUGGGUGGUGAAUUGGGAUAUCCAGUGAUCCGAGCAGCACACUUGGCGUUUAGUCCCUUCACCGAAGUCGGUGACGAAUUGCUGAAGUUCUUUAUUCGCCGUAAGGCUCGACUGGAUGUUACCGACAGCCAGGGUCGAAGUGCAGUGCAUUUCGUCUCAAAGUCCAAAUUUCAUGAUUUUUUUAAAAUCUUACUACGAGACAAGGCCACGAUCAAUAAGGCGGACAAAUUUGGGCGCAUGCCUAUUCAUUUUGCUGCCGCAAAUCCGGAUCCCACCUACCUUGACUAUCUACUAAAUACGGGAAAGAUUGUCGAUAUCGACGUCAGAGAUCUUGAUCAAUGGACACCACUGAUGUGGGCCGCGCGGUCUGGUUCAAAGAGUAAUAUACAGCGUCUUCUGUUAGAGAAGGCUGAUAUCUGGGCGCGGAAUCUUUCUUCCAACUCCCAAGAUGGCUGGUCACCUUUAAAAUUGGCACGCUUUGCCGGUCAAACUUUUGACUUGAGUGACCUCCAACCCCAGGAGCCGUCGAGAGUCCGCCAAAAUGGUACUGUUGAGAUAUGGAAUGAGGACUUUCACAAAAGCAAAGCUGGGGAUGUUAAAGACAGCGUCUUCUGUGAUAGUUGUCUCACGGACAUUGUUGGCUUACGAUGGACAUGCAUGGUGUGCGAAGAGAGCUUCGAUGUUUGUUUCAAAUGCUUCCCCCAUAGGUCCAACUUUCAUGACCUAGAACACAAUUUCGAGUCGAUCGGACCUCUAUAUCAUGAGGAUGCCAAUGACGACAUGGUCACAAGUCAUGAUCCAAAAGAGGGGGUAUCUAAUGUUGAUGGAGAAGGGCUCGUCUUGGAAGAAGACAAUACAAACGGCAUCAAUCACUUAGAUUCGGACUCGGAUAGUUAG